CAAUUUCAAACUUAAUGGAGUCAAAGAAUCUUACUAAAAGUUACUGAAAGGAAUCAAGUCUCAUUUCUGAAGAAGAAAAAGCAGACAAGGUCAAUAUUAACUAUAGUUAUGUUGAAAUGAGCCCCCAGAGGGGCAAAAGCAGUUCAGCCUCUAUUGACAAAAUCAAAAAUAUUCAACUCGUUGAGCGGAGAAAUUGGAAGGGCAUCUACCCUCCAACUGUUGGCCAUAAGCUACAGAAAAACGAAAAUAGUCUGGAGACUAUCUUAACUCAUUUAUCCAAGACUCAAAUUAAGGCAGCCCAAGAAGCUACUGAUUCAUUUCGAAAUAAAACUGAGCAUGUGCCAAGACUAAGUGGCUGCAAAAAGGAAAUAAGAAGCAUGGUGGUUCUCACUGCUCUACUAAAAGUACUCAAAAUGAAAAACUUCAAAAUAAUCAAACACAGGAACAAAAGAUCUGAGAGCCGCAAUAAAGAGGCCAAGAGAAAAGACAGAGGUCAUUCAAAAAGGAAGAAAAGUGAAAAGAGGCCUUCUACUGGGUCUAUAUGUAAGAGAAACUCCACUGCCCUUCCUGAUGAGAACAGUAUGAUAAAAAACAAGAUGAGAAAAUAUGGCUACUACUUUGAGCAAGAGAAUGAAGACAAAGGAUACGAAGUUAUCAAAUUCAAAUGUAUCAAAGAAUCUGAAAUGGUUAAAAAGACUGAAUACCAGAGCAGCAUGUACUCUAAGUUCAAUCUAUUACUUUUUAAGCUGAUAAAAUGAGACAUCAAGCUCAUUAGGUCUAUCUUCCUGAACAAUGGAUUUACAGCUACUGACUCUCAUGACUGGAAUUGUCUCUGGAUCAAUUCUAGUGGGAAGAGCUAUCUAUACGAGAAUCUUAACAGAUACCAGAAGAUCAAUCAUUUUCCUCACAGCUAUGAGCUUACUAGGAAGGAUAGACUAGCGUACAAUAUUGGAAAGAUGCAGAGAAGAUUUGGAGAGCUUGAUUUUGAUAUCUCUCCUGAAACUUUCGUCCUCCCAGACCAAUUUGAUGACUUUUAUGAAAACUAUAAGUUUCUUAAAUAAAGAAAUCCCUGAGAGAAAUAUGUGGAUCAUUAAGCCAGCAGCUGGCGCAAGAGGGAAAGGAAUCUACGUAACCGAUGAUAUUGAUGAUAUUAAUGAGGAUAGCUCAAAUGUAGUCUCAAGGUACAUUACCAAUCCUCUUCUCAUAAAUGGUUACAAAUUUGAUCUGAGGAUUUACGUCUGAGUCACUAGCUACGAGCCGCUAAGAGUCUAUGUCUAUAAAGAAGGCCUAGUACGAUUUGCUUCUGAACAGUACGAAAAUUUCAAUGAGCAGAAUAUUCAAAGUGCAGGUGAAGACGAAGAAGAGAAUUAUUAUGCUUCAAACAAAGAGAAUAAAUAAAUGGAGGAAGAAACGUUACGCACACCUGACUAAUUAUAGCAUUAAUAAAAAGAACUCUAAUUUUGUUAAGAACGAAUCCCUUGAUCAAGAUGAUGUAGGUGGAAAAUGGAGCCUCUCAGUUUUGUGCAAGCAUAUGGAAAAGAUUGGUAUUGAUAUGAGUCUUCUAUGGUCAAGAAUAUACGACAUCAUUCUCAAGGUCAUUAUCACAGGAGAGUAUCCAAUUACAAAGAAGCUCAAGACCUCGAACAUUGACCAGAGAAACUGCUUUGAACUAUAUGGAUUUGACAUCCUAAUAGACUCAGAGUUGAAGCCCUGGUUAAUAGAAGUAAAUCUAUCGCCUUCAUUAGGGACAGAUUCUCCUCUAGACUUUCAUAUAAAGUCAACUCUCCUCACAGAUACAUUCAAUCUAGUAGGAAUUAAAUAGGUUCGAUCGUAAAUAAGGAAAGUUUGUCCAAAAUGGCAAGCAGAGUCAGGAAUAUUGCUGAAGAAAAGAAGACCAAAAAUAUCCUCCAGCGGUACAAGAAGUUACUAGAGAAAACAGGUGGUAAAUCUGGCUCUAAAUAAAUCUCAUAAUAUUGAAAACAAGAUUGGAGACAACAAUCUUGUGACUAAUGCUUAUGAUAAUGAACUAUUCUACUCUAAUAUUAGCCCUCAGUCUGCAAAGAAGGAUAUUAAGGAGAAGAAUUGUUUCAGCUCCCUUGGAGAGAAAUGUCAAGAUCUCCUCUCAAAAAUGUCCUUGGCAAAAUUUAAAAGUGAGAUCCUUGAAACUCUUGAAGAGCGAUGCCGCACAGGAAAUUAUGUAUGAAUUUAUCCCUCUGAGGGCUGAAAUAUGUAUGAUUACUUCUUUAUUAACACAAAGCAAGUUAACUGAGCGAUUUAUGAAUUUUUAUACUGUCCAAAAUACGGCUUUCUUAAAGAAAUGAAAGAAGAUGUGAUUCUUGACGUCUCAAAAAGACUCAAUUUUGGAGAGAUCCAAUCAACAAAAUAUCUGAACAACUUUGGUAAAGAUAAUCUAGAAAACUCCUGCCACAAACCUAAAACUCCGAAGAUACUCGAACUAGUUGUGGAAUACCUUAGUAGACUUGUUAUUUCAAUCAAAGAUCUUGAAGGAAAAGUUUUGAAAUCUUCUCUUAGAGAGAAUAUUAAUUCCUUUGUGUCUCACAAAAAUUGGUCUAAAAGUCUCAUUACUAGUAUCAACUCUUUUUCAGUAAGCAACAAUGAACUUGCUGCUAAACUAAUGGAACGGAUUGAAGACAGUUUGUUCGAUACGUUCCAUUUCUCUGAAUUCAAGAACAAUAAUUCUGAGAAUCAGUUCUUCAAUACAUUUGAAUACUCCAAAAAUGUGGCUAAGAAAGUCGAGAAAGCCAUUUCCAAACGAGAAGUACCUGCCUUCAUGAAGGAUCCAUUAAGCGACAAAGACCUUGAAACCAGCAUCCUUACAGCAAAGAUUUCAGGUACCAUCUAUACUCAAGACAUGUUGAAGCUUCUGAUUCCUGAAUCAGGCUCAGGAGUUCUCAUAAAAUUCAAAAAGAUGGCGAUUCAUUCCCAAACCCAGUCAAGGGAUAAUUCGAGGAUAGAGGAAAAGAAAGUCCAAAGAGUUAUGAAGACCUCUGGUCACUCUCAAGGAAGUUCUUUCUUAGAAAAGACAUCUAUAAUCCCAGAUAGAAGGAUGUUCAAGGCUAAUCGGAAAAUAGAGGCAUCUUCCAAUUUUUCAAAGGAGACGAAGUUCCCAGUGAUAGUUGCACAGGAGAGCCAGAAAAUGGAUAUAUACAGUUAUGUAACUCAUACAGAGAAAUUUAAAAAUAAGCCUAAGCCAAAGCCUUUGAAAGAUUUUACGAAGCUAGUUAAGAUUAAAGAUAGUAAGAAAAAGAGGAAGAAUGCCCCUUCCUCCAACUAUAUAGAGACUCUUUAUAACCCUAGAGGACUAUCUCAUGGACGGAAGAAAGGCAAACUGCAUAACUUGUUGAGGGAAAUCUAGUCAGAAUUCAUGAAGUUUGAUUUCUCAAAAUAUUCAAUUUAUUCU
This is a messenger RNA of Moneuplotes crassus, 3421 nucleotides long. NCBI's taxonomy places the organism in Eukaryota, Ciliophora, Spirotrichea, Euplotida, Euplotidae. The record is from the annotation of a GenBank genome assembly.